AUGUCGCCCUGUCUCACCUUCAUCGACUUGUUGCAAUGGAACGACAUGGGAGUGAAGGUUGAUGGUCGGCAGCUACACCAUUUGCGCUUUGCUGAUGACAUCGUACUGAUAGCACUUAGCAUCAGCCAAGCGGAUCGAAUGCUGACCGAAUUCGACGAAGCAUGUGGAUGCAUCGGUCUUCAGCUCAAUCUCCAAAAGAGGAUGUUUGUGCGCAAUGGAUGGGUCUCGGAUGUCCCAUUCACGCUCAACGGAACGAACAUUUCCGAAUGCACCAGGUACAUUUAUUUGGGUCGGGAGCUGAACAUGAUGAACGACCUGACCCCCGAGCUGGGCAGGAGGAGGCGAGCGAUUUGGGGAGCGUAUAACAGCACCGAGGAUGUAGUGAAGAAGACCAAGAGCACCAGGAUCCGUACUUACCUCUUCAACACUCCACUCCAACUCAACUCCAACUCAACUUCAACACUCCAACUCAACUCUUCUCCAUACUUCCUGCUUUGA
Molecule: messenger RNA, 498 nt
Organism: Necator americanus (New World hookworm)
Lineage: Eukaryota; Metazoa; Nematoda; Chromadorea; Rhabditida; Ancylostomatidae
Exons: 1
Coding region: 1-498 (165 amino acids)
Source: RefSeq, a predicted model, not a curated record